AUGGUCAACGCUGUGGCAAUCCUGGCACUUGCCAGCCCCGCCCUUGCCGGUGUCAUGCAGGCUCGAGGAGGCGAGUAUAUUCGUCCAUCCUCUGCCGUUCAGUCAUGGGGCCAUGAAAGCGAAACCUCUUCGUGGACCACCCCGUGUACCACCUCGACCAGCGUGACUAGCACUCCGCACUCGACUAGCACUCACUCGACUAGUACUCACUCGACCAGUACUCACUCGACUAGCACCCCGUGCACCACCUCGACCAGCGUGACUAGCACUCCGCACUCGACUCGCACUCACUCGACUAGUACUCACUCGACUAGCACCCCGUGCACCACCAGCACCAAGGCGACCACCACCCAUGCCACUAGCACUCACGCUACUAGCACCAAGUCGUCCAGCACUUCUCCGUGCCCGACUUCUACCACCACUGCGAAGCCCUCCACCACCCAUGUGAAGCCUGGCCCGAGCACCACCGUUGUCACUAUUGUGACCACAACCUGCCCUGUCACUUCCUCUGUGGUCACCUCUGGCACGACCACCUACACGAUCCCAAUCACCCAGACUAGCACUAUCACUUUGACCAAGACUAGCAUCGUGGACAAACAGCCCACUAUGGUGUACUCUACCAAGGUUCCUCCCGUCACCGCUAGCGCUUCUGUCGUCCCGCCUGCCAAGCAGCCCUCUGUCGUGCCUGUCGUGCCUGUCGUGCCCGGCGAGUCCCCAUCUGUUCAGCCUGCCCACCCUGCUCCUAGCAAGCCUGCCGAGACCCACCCUGCGCAGCCCGGUGUUUCUGUUGUCCCUGCUCAGCCCGGUGCCCCUGCUGCUCCCGCUCAACCCGGCGCUCCUGGUGCUCCCGCUGCUCCUGGUGCCCCCGCUGCUCCUGGUGCCCCCGCCGCUCCUGGUGCCCCCGCCGCUCCUGGUGCCCCCGCCGCUCCUGGUGCCCCCGCCGCUCCUGGUGCCCCCGCCGCUCCUGGUGCCCCCGCCGCUCCUGGUGCUCCUGCUGCUCCUGGUGCCCCUGCUGCUCCUGGUGCCCCUGCUGCUCCUGGUGCUCCCGCUGCUCCCGGUGCUCCCGCUGCUCCCGGUGCUCCCGCUGCUCCCGGUGCUCCCGCUGCUCCCGGUGCUCCCGCUGCUCCUGGUGCCCCUGCCGCUCCUGAGGCUCCUGCUCAGCCUGCCCAGCCUGCCCAGCCUGCCCAGCCUGCCCAGCCUGCCCAGCCUGCCCAGCCCGGUGCUCCUGCUGCGCCCGCUCAGCCCGCUCAGCCCGCCGCGCCUGGUGAGUCGCAGCCCGCUGGUCAGCCCUUCACUGGUGCUGCUUCCGUUGUCAAGCCCGCUGCUGGUCUUUUGGCCGGUAUCAUCGGCCUGAUGGCUCUGCUGUAA
This is a messenger RNA of Penicillium oxalicum, 1368 nucleotides long. It is a transcript of the gene cspA, whose product is annotated as putative cell surface protein. Lineage: Eukaryota; Fungi; Ascomycota; Eurotiomycetes; Eurotiales; Aspergillaceae. The transcript has 2 exons. The record is from RefSeq and is a predicted model, not a curated record. Bases 1 to 1368 code for a protein of 455 amino acids.